Molecule: messenger RNA, 261 nt
Organism: Paraglomus brasilianum
Lineage: Eukaryota; Fungi; Glomeromycota; Glomeromycetes; Paraglomerales; Paraglomeraceae
Source: the annotation of a GenBank genome assembly
AACGACAACGAUGCAAAAUAUCUUCUUGCUGAAGGAAUAAUUUUUGCGAAACGGGAAUUAGAUAAUGGACGUUGGGAAACCGAAAUCGGUGCACCUAUCCUUCGUAGUUUAAUAAUUUCAACCAUAGUUCUGCUUGAUCUAUCCAUACCUAAUGACCCGCCGGAUACAACAAUGCUUGAUCCUCGAUGGUUCUUAGCACAAUUUAUGUGUUCGGAACCUCUACUCUGGACCGACCCUGAAUGCAAAUGCACAACCAUCUGA